AUGGAUGGAUGGAUGGAUGCAAAAUGGUUGAUAAAGCUCGUAAAGAUGUAAUAAUAGACAGCUGUACCUAAUGAGGCACUGCAUGUUUGUAACACUGUAUGAGCACACAAUUAUAUUUUCAUCAGCAGCAUUGUUCCAGGCCAGUAGCUACAAGAGCAUAUCAAACAAUGUCAGUGAUUGAGUGGAAUCAUUUUGAACAUUUCAGUUAAAUUAAUAGGAUUAAUGGAGUCUAUUGACUGGGUCCCAGUCUUGCAAUGGUCCUUUCACCAGAUCAGAUGGGCUAGGAUCUGUUCCCUGUUGAAAUCUUGAGCAGAAUGCUGGGUAGAAAAUUAAAGAAAUGUGCUAGAAUAGAAUAUAGUGUACAAUAUAAGGACCCUGUCAACCGUGGAAGGGUGGCAGUAGCUCAUCUGUACCAAUUUGGGCUUUUCAGAGAGAGGGAUACCAUUCGAAACCCGCUGCAGACACACAGACACACACACAAAGAGAGAAAAUACCCAAUUUACAAGUUUUUCGAGAUACGAGCUGUCGUUCAGACAAUUUUUUGCUUUGACUUGCAACAAACACUUGAGAUACGAGUGCUGUAUGGUGGCAGUGACUCAACUCACUUCACAGCAAUCAACAGUUUUGUAGUGUCAUGGUCUGUGUUUUGGUUUGGGUUGUGUUUAGUUUUGUUCCAUGUUUUCCUGUGUUCCAUGUUUAUCGUGUGCUCAUUACGUUGUUGUGUCCACCUGUUCUCGUCUACCUUGUGUCGACCAAUCAGCUCUCUCCAGCCACUCAUGUCUUCUCCAGGUGUUCCUCGUUGUCUCGUCAAUCUGUUUGUAUUUAGUUCCCUGGUUUCUUUCACUUCUUGUCGGUUCAUUGUCAUUGCCUUUGCAUUAUGGCAUUGUCAGGUGUCAUUGUCCCUAUCUGUUCUACGUCCUACCCACCAGCGAUAGUUUGUUUCCAGUUUUAGGUAUUUAAGUGUUUCUUUGUUACUUUGGUUUGGUUGUGGGACUUUGUUUAGUUUUGCUUUAUCCACGUUCCUUGUUGGCUGUUUUUGAAGAUUAAAUAUUUUUUUGAGACUCCCGCACUCCUGCCUUGCCUCCUUGCUUCCCUGCACUUAGGUCCUCCACGUUUUUUGUCUUGCCUUCCAAACCUUCGACCACCCCAACCAUGACAGAAUGAACCGACCAGAACAGGACCUAGCGGGAAGAACAUGGCGUCACCCUGGACACCACCAAACUGCCUCCCACCGUCCUCAGCCUGCCAACCAUACCUACCCUCCUCCAGCUUGGUCCAAGUAUGUAAUGGCGCUGCAAUUGCUGUUUCAUGUGGUUCCAUCUACAAGAGUUUUGCACAGUGUUUGCUGACACUCGGGGACAGUUUGGUGGAAACACAAAAAGACAAGGACACGCAGGACAUUGACACAAUCUGCAGGUCCUGGAAUGACUUCCAUACUUGUGCCAACACGGCCAUGUCUGGCUGUCCCAGAGAAGCGGCAGCAGUGUGGGAGUCCCUAAGACAAGAGUCCAAGAAGGCCCAGUUCUCUGGAAACCUCUACAACAUGUGCGCCAGCCUCACCACACUGGCACCUAGCACUGUGCCAGCCCCACUGACCCCUCCCACCUUGGAUCAGACCAACCAGGAAACACUGAAGGGGAGAACGCACCAGUGGAGCCCCUCUCUCACCGCAAUGAUCCUUCCAAUAUGUAGCACUUUACUAGCGCUGCUCAGGAUCUAGCUUUAUAUUUUACAACGGAAUCAAGCAGGUGAAUUUGCAUAGUUUUUUUUUUUUUUUUGCUGAGAGACAUUAGUGUGGCUGCUUGUUGUACAUACAGAAUGUACAGCAUACUACAUUGUAUAUUCUGACCUGAGUGCUGAUAGAAAUGCAACAGUGGGGCUGCCCAGGAACAUCAAUUACCCAUAAGCCCUCUCUGCAUUUAGGUGACCAGAUCAAGAGAAGAAUAAAGCCAGCUUUAUUCCUUUAAAUCACGAUGACAGUCAACAGUCAGAGAGAGUUGAUCCAAACACAUGAACACGGAUCACAGGUCAGGAACGUUUGUGAUUAGGUCUCAAUCCUAAAAUCAGGAUUUCAGAGAGCGAGUCAGAAAGAAUCCUUGUUACUUUUGUUUCAGCUUUAAAAUGUAUUUUAGCACGAUCAGAUUAAAUGCCUCUCUCUCUGAGAGAAGCCAACCUAAUUGAAAUAUUUUUGGUCAAGACAAGUGGACUGCAAACAGCUGCCAGCUAUUGACUGAACUUACUUGUUUUGGUAAAAAUUGAAAAAUAAAGCCAGGACAAACAAUAUGUACAUAUUAUAUUAUUGAGAUAUAAAUCAAAUCUCUUCAGAAAUAACUUGCGCAGUUUGGAUUCCUUAUUUUUUUUCCCCUAAACACAUGCACAUUUUGAGUAUGAGUCAUAUGUACCGCAACGGCGCGAUGUGUUUGUUGUAACGCUUUAAAAAAAACAAAAAAAAAACUUACAUUUCUCUCUUUUUGUGUUGGUAGUUGGAGCUGCUCUACUACGUUAACAGAGAAUACCUUUGAGACAUAAAAACAUAAAAACAAAGUCACUGAGCAAUAAAAGGUUACCGGUAAUGACGAGACAUUCAUUUAAAAAAAUUUUUUUUUGACAAUUGUGCAAAUGAUGCCGAGUCCUCCAGCAAUUUGGAGUAGUUUGAAAAACCUAAUAAAACAAUAGUCUGGUACAGUGCCAUUGUGCAAAUGGCGCAGAGACUUCGAGAAAUUUAUGCAGUUUAAAGUGACUAGUAGUCACGAUAAUCUGGAACAGUGUCAAUUGUGCAAAUGGUGCAGAUACUUCUCAAGCACAUGAGUGGCCAGUAUUGGUGAACAACAGAUUUGCAAGUAGUGCAGAGUGGCGACACUACUACAUUGAGUGCACAAAUAAUGCAGAAUUGGCCCGACAGAGACGUGAUAACAAUCUCAAGACUAAAUUGGCUGCAUGUUACAAUGGAAUUGUAAGUUAACUGUUUAAGAAGUUAAUGGCAAGAGGGAAGAAGCUGUUGGUAUGUCUUCUACUUUUGGUUUGCAUUGUUCGAUAGUGCCUACCUGAGGGAAGGAGCUGGUGGUGACCAGGAUGUGGAGGGUCCAAGAGGAUUUUGCAUGCUCUUGUCUUAGUUCUGGCAGUGUGCAAGUCCUCAAGGGCAGAUAGGGGGGGUUACCGACAUUUUUUUAUGCAGUUCUGAUUGUCCGUUGCAGUCGGAGUUUGUAAUUUUUUUUGUGGCAGCACCAACUUAUACUGCAAUGGAUGAAUAUAGGACUGAUUCGAUGACUGCUGUGUAGAACUGCCUCAACAGCUCCUGUGGCAGGCCGUGCGUCCACAGAAGCCGCAGGAAGUAUGUCCUCUGGUGAGCCUUUUUUUGAGGAUGGAGUUAAUGUUGGUCUCCCACAUAUCACAGUGAAUAAAAAAAAAAUAUUUAAAAAAAUAAACAAAUAACAUCAAAAACAUAAUUCAGGUUGCAGGACUGUGCCGAGAAUUUACCCCUCAGUCAUUGUAUCAUCAAAUAUACAGAAAGAUAAAUGAGUGAACUUACUUUUGUCCUUCCCAUGGCCUUCAGAGGAUCUGAAUGACAUAACUCCCUCUGGCCCAUGUCGCUUUUUCAGAGGGGUAACAUAUUAGGGUAAGAGGACUGAAUGAAAAUUCAGGUACUCGACUAAAGAGUGAAUUUCAACGCAAUUGCUUAAAAAAAAAGAAACUUAGUGUAGUUGGGAAAAGGAGUAAAACAUGUAAAAAAAAUAUAACAUUUUAAAUGAUUACAAUUAUCAUAUUUCAUGGUAAUUCAAAUUUUAAAAAGCAGGGAAAGGCAAUAAAUCAAAAUUUUCAGUGUUCGAGGUAGUUUAAAUUAAUACUUGAAAUUGCAUUUAUUGAAUAUAGAAACAGAUCGAUGUGCAGGACACUUUUGAAAAAACAUUAAAAUUUUUAAUUUUAUUAUGCAGUUAUUCAAUUUCCUGUGGAAGCAAAAGGCACCAUUCGGUGGAAUGGUCCAUAUACGGUAACUGGCAAAUGCAAAAGACCAAAGGCUGAAUUAAUAAUCACAUAAAAAAAAAAACAACAAAAAAAACAUUUUUGUAUUGACCUGAUUUUAAACAUAUGUUUCCUUUGGUUUAAUGUUUUCCCCCUUUACCAAGGUAUUUUUCAGUAACAUUAAUAAUAUCCAAUAUUUCACAGAUGUCAAAUGUACAAUUACAGUUAAUUAUUUUUUUUAAAUUUAGAUUUCUUUGUAAAUUGUUGCUUUUUCAGUUAGUGUGAGUGGGAGAAUAUCCGUGGAUGUGUGCGUGUAUGUGCGUGUGAUCUUAAUACUCUUAAACGGUUUCAUAACAAUCAUGGGAUGAGUAUAUUAAUCUCGUCUGUCUUUAUUCAUUCGCUGUGUUGAUGCAUCUACCGUGCACCUCCAACCACAUUUCAAACAGUCUUAGAGCCCUGAAAAAAAUUUGGUGGCAGGCUGAGAGGGAAGAAGACCGCUCUCACGUGAUAUAACAAAAAAAAAAAAAAAGUCAGAGGUCAGAUAUGAAUGCAGUAUCACUGCAGCACGAUGAAUGUUAAGAAGCAGCAGCUGCUGAGCCAACCAUUGUGUUCUGUUAUAUAAAAGAUUAAUGUAUUAAACUUAUAUUAAAUUCAAUUAUUAUAAUAGUGUAAUUUUAUAUACAAUACUUCGCAACAGUUUAAUUAUAAGUGUAAUUAAAUGAUGGCACUGUUGAUGUGAAACAAGCCUGACUGCAUAUUAAAAACCUUUGGAUUGUCUAUUGUUUAAAAUAAUGGGAACAUGCAUAUGAUGAUGGCAUAUUGUCAGUGUGUGACAGGUGAGCAUGUAGAGAGGCAAGCGUCUCCUGAAUGUGAAUGAUUUCAUCAAUAUACAGGCCAUUAUUGUGGAACAUUAUAAGAUGCAGUGAUAAGAUUGAAAAUAUUCUUGUAUUUCUUAUUAAAACAGAAUUGAUCGGU
Molecule: messenger RNA, 4935 nt
Organism: Phyllopteryx taeniolatus (common seadragon)
Lineage: Eukaryota; Metazoa; Chordata; Actinopteri; Syngnathiformes; Syngnathidae
Gene: nrn1lb
Product: neuritin 1-like b
Exons: 3
Coding region: 1196-1720 (174 amino acids)
Biological process (GO): neuron projection extension; nervous system development
Cellular component (GO): plasma membrane
Source: RefSeq, a predicted model, not a curated record